Effrenium voratum is the source of this 1462-nucleotide messenger RNA. NCBI's taxonomy places the organism in Eukaryota, Dinophyceae, Suessiales, Symbiodiniaceae. The record is from the annotation of a GenBank genome assembly.
UCGAAUUUGUAGAGGCAGCAACACACGCACUCCGCAAGUGGGCCUCGCCCUGGUUCUGUAAGCCGCCAUGCCGAAGCUCGCGGUUCUGAAUGAGGCCGACGAGGAAAUUCCGGAAGGAGCCAACUCCGCAGAGGUGGUGGUAGGAAUUGCGGACAUGAUCGGCAUAGAUAUCGUGAAUGAGCCACAGUUUCUUUGGAUUGCAGAAGAAGCCUCGAGAGCUCACAUCCCACCGGAUUGGAAGGAGCUCACAAACGAAGACGGCGAGGUGCUUUACUACCACACACAGGAGAGAAAGCUUCAGAAGGUCCACCCUCUGAUCCUGCGCUACCAGGAGGUGUACUUCAAAGCGCGAAGCUACACGAAGCAGCUGGAGAGUGGCCAGAUUGGAAACUUGCUGGAGCAGACCGACGCGAAGAUGGCAGCGAUCACUGCUUCGGUCAUGGGUCGAGCGUCGAAAGGCCUACCACCAGCAACACCUGAGGUGGUUGAGAGUCUCGCCAGGGUACUUGGUGUGGAAAGCAAGAAAGAGUUCUUCCUCUUUCGCGUUGUGAAGCAGACGAUUGAGGCCUACGUAGAGAAGAAGCUGGACUUGAGCAGCGUCGUACAGGACUUGAAGGAUCCGAUGGAGUUCCUGCGGCAGAUUCGCAAGAAGCAGAAUCAGGUGGACGUCAUCCGAAAGCCCACGACAGUUGUAAUGUGCCAGGAGUGCGAGAACCGUGCCGCGGUGCUCAAGUGCGAGCAGUGCAAGGAUUACUUCUGUCAGGAUUGCUUCAAUAGCACGCACGCCACUGGAAAGCGAAGAGCCCACAUCACAUCUGACGUGGAGCAGCUGGUAUGUGCUGCAUUCGAGGAUCGCGUUGCGACGUGCCAGUGCGUGCAAUGUGGUUUGUUCUACUCCGACGAGGGCUUCAUGCACGUCCAUGCCUGGGAUGCUGCCCGCCCUGACUUGCGCAACCACCUGAAGCGUGUGAUCAAUGGCUUGGUGUGCCUGGAGUGCGAGCACUACAACGCCUCGGUCUUGUGUGAGGACUGCGUGGACCUUUUCUGCACGGAGUGCUUCAUUCGCCUGCACCGCAAGGGCAAGCGCCGUCAGCAUGUACACCUGACGAUCGACAACACGGGCCAGAUCUUCCGGGGUGGCUUUCUGGUGCCCCCGGAGGAAGCGCAGGUGCUGACCGAUCGCGCCAGAUCCACCGUCGAGACGGGGCCCUGGAUCCCCUUCCGCGACGAUGAGCUCAACGUCUACUGGUAUCACCUAGUGGAGAAGAGGUCAGUCUCGCAGAGUCCGGUGGAUCCGGUCACAGGCGUGGAUGCGGCCGUUGGAGUGGACCCACUCCCGGACGAAGAAGCCGGAUGAGGAGCUAGGGGAAUGAGCCGAUUUGAAAUUCGCGCGCUGAGGCCGGAUGUGUCACUCGUCUCACACGCUGAUAUCGUUUCACCGAGAAUUCCUGUCCGCCAACGG